AUGAGACCUAUUAUGUUAAAGGGACAUGAACGUUCCCUAACUCAGGUUAAGUACAACAGAGAAGGGGAUUUGAUCUUCUCUUGCGCUAAGGAUAGCGUUGCAUCAGUGUGGUACUCCAUGAACGGUGAGAGACUGGGCACUUUUGAAGGCCACCAAGGUACGAUCUGGUCGAUUGACGUGGAUCAAUUCACGGAAUACGCGGUGACAGGGUCGGCCGAUUUCAGCAUCAAGCUAUGGAAGGUGCAAGACGGGUCCAAUGUGUUUACAUGGAAGACCAAGACGCCCGUGAGAAGAGUGGAGUUUUCACCCUCGGGCGACAAGAUAUUGGCUGUUUUGGACGGUGUCAUGGGGUACCCGGGUAGUGUUACCGUGUACGAUCUAAAGAGAGACGCACAAACCAACGAGAUCGUGGAUAUUGCGGAGGAGCCUGCAUACAACAUCAUGACGCGCGAGGGCUUCGAGAUCGCCUCGGUGGCCGCGUGGAGUUUCGAGGACAAGUUCAUCGUGGUGGGCCACAAGGACGGAAAGGUCAGCAAGUACGACGGCAGCACAGGUGAAUUCGUGGACUCGUUGGAGCUGCACGAGCAAAACGUGAGCGACGUGCAAUUCUCGCCAGACAAGACGUAUUUCAUCACUUCGUCCAGAGACAGCAAUGCCAAGCUGGUGGACGUGGUGUCGUUCGAGGUGUUGAAGGCGUACGAGGCGGAUUGUCCGCUCAACAGCGCGUGCAUCACGCCGUUGAAGCAGUUUGUGGUGCUGGGUGGUGGUCAGGACGCCAAGGACGUCACCACGACCAGCUCGCGCGAGGGUAAGUUCGAGGCGCGUUUCUAUCACAAGAUCUUCCAAGACGAGAUCGGCAGAGUCAAGGGCCACUUCGGUCCGCUCAACUACGUUGCAGUGAGCCCCCAGGGCACUUCGUACGCGUCGGGAGGUGAAGACGGUUUCGUGCGUUUGCAUCAUUUCGACAAGAGCUAUUUCGACUUCAAAUACGACGUGGAGAAGAGCGCUGAGGCCCAGAAGCACAUGCAGCAACUUGAAAUCGCCAAUUAG
This is a messenger RNA of Lachancea fermentati, 1050 nucleotides long. The record is from the annotation of a GenBank genome assembly. NCBI's taxonomy places the organism in Eukaryota, Fungi, Ascomycota, Saccharomycetes, Saccharomycetales, Saccharomycetaceae.